AUCUAGCCUCCGCAGUUCUGAAACUCGCCACCGUUCCCAUCAUUCUGUUUUUCUUUUUCAUUUCCAUUUCUACUUUAGUAUAAAAUUAAAAACUAAACACGUGGCCAAAUCUGGAACGUCAGAUAUAUCUAACGGUCUACAUUGAGAAAAAUUCAUGUUCUUUCCCACUCUAAAAUCAGCUAAUUCAGAUCCAACAUCUUCUCUUAAAUGCGAGCAACGUUCCAUAUCAAUUUCAUUUAACACUCUCUUCUUUUUUUGUCUUUUUCACUUUACUUCUCUCCUAUAAAAGUUAGUGAAAUUCUUAACUCUCUGCCUCAAUUUCCACCUGUUUCUUUUUUCUGUCAUUUUCUUCCAAUUCCUCUAUUCUUAACAAUGGCUGAUUCCAAAGAUUCCUUCAAGAUGGAACCCAAAUCUUCAUCUUCAUCCAACACAACCACAACCACAACCUCGUCCUUACAAAAACAUCAUACAACUUUCAUGAUGGCCCAAAACAUCCUCAGAAUCUUAGUCAUUAUCCUCACUGCUGUUUCAAUUCUUGUUACCGUCACCAACAACCAAACCGUUACGCUGUACACUUUUCAAUUUGAAGCUCACUUUUAUUACUCUUCAUCUCUCAAGUUCUUUGUUGCUGCAAAUAGUGUCGUCUGUUUCUUGUCUGUGCUAUUACUCAUAUUCAAUCUUUUGAAGAGGAGGCAACAAAAACAUCAACUAAAAGAUUACUACUUCUUCCUAUUUUUGUUUGAUUUGGUGAUGACGGUGUUGUUGAUAGCUGGAUGUGCAGCUGCCACAGCCGUUGGAUUUGUGGGACAGUAUGGAGAAGACCAUGUGGGUUGGACUCCAAUAUGUGACCAUGUGAAAAAGUUCUGUAAAACCAAUUUGACUUCACUUUUGAUUUCAUAUUUGGCUUUCUUUGCCAAUUUAGGACUCACAGUUUUAAUAGCUUACACAUGUACCUCAUAAAUGUUUCUCUUAUGAAUUACUUCAUUUUCACACGUAUCUUAUUCAACAUGCUCCAAUAAACAUGUUCCAAUA
Molecule: messenger RNA, 1032 nt
Organism: Vicia villosa (hairy vetch)
Lineage: Eukaryota; Viridiplantae; Streptophyta; Magnoliopsida; Fabales; Fabaceae
Product: CASP-like protein 1F2
Exons: 3
Coding region: 373-960 (195 amino acids)
Source: RefSeq, a predicted model, not a curated record